Messenger RNA from Ostreobium quekettii, 1470 nucleotides. Lineage: Eukaryota; Viridiplantae; Chlorophyta; Ulvophyceae; Bryopsidales; Ostreobiaceae. The record is from the annotation of a GenBank genome assembly.
AUGGGUUCGACACCCCCAGGGCGUGGCGUUCACGUAAACCUCAUAGCCCGAUUGAGAAAGUUCACAGAGGAGCAGCCUCAGGCAGGCACCAACAAUGGUGCCAGUGGUAGUGGCCAGCAGUCAGGAACACUCACUGCUGCCCCAGAUUCCUUUGCAGAGGCUGUGGCAUGUGAGACGCUUUGCAAUGCCAACAGCGGCCCUGAGGUUGUAGACUUGACGCUGCUCGAUUCAGAGGAUGAAUCUUCAGAGCUUAAGGUUCGGGGGGAAGAGGAACGUGAGGGCUGUAACGAUGAAGAUGAUGAUGCAGGGGGGGAGGAGGAAGACAUGGAUGAUGUGGACUGGGAAGAAUGUGACGAAUUGAUGGAAAUGCAGUUGGAAGAGGAGAGAACCCAAGUCUUUCAGGAGGCACAAUUGGCGAUGCCAGAAGUGAAGGUGGAGCAGCAGUUGUCUGUGAGCAGGCAGUUGUCUGUGAGCGGGCAAUCGUCUUGUAGCAGCACACUUGUGGGGGGUUCGAUGGUUGAAUUCUGUGCAGCUGUGCAGACAUGCCCUGAAUGCACCAAUGGAGAGGUGAGGGUGCUGGGCCACACCCUAUUAUGGCCUGCUUAUAUGCUUUUUUUGAAAAUGCUUGAAGAACAAGGACAUGGGAUGCAUUUGCACACGGACAGCCACCAGCACAGCGUGUGUGCACAACUGAAGAGAAUGAUCCAAAAUUCUCUUGAUGCAGGUGAAAAGAUGGUGCAGUGUAGGGAUUUGCUUUUGCCAGAGGACAUAGAGUGCAAACCAUUGCUUUGUGCCCGCUUGAUUGAUGCGAGUGAUAGUCGGAGGGCACUUGUGGGUCAGCGAGGGGUGUUUGCUGUGAAAGACAUUGCCCCAGGUUGUUUGCUUGGGCCGUACAGGUCCCUGGCUCUGCCAACUAGGUUCUUCAACCAUUUCACGAAACACCCCCCUCCUCGUUGGGGCACAUAUGCACAGGGAAAGUGCAGCCACCCAACAAAAGUGUGGGAGUAUUUGGUUAACAGCUACUCUGCAGAUGUGGAUUAUGUGCAUGUCAGAAGCCAAAGCAGCCAGGAUAGUAGCCAGGACGAGCAGGGGAAGGCCUAUCACAUCACUAUGUCUGCAUUUGGGUACGGGAACAUAAGUUGUCUAGUGAACGACCACCACACUGACCCCUGGAGAUUGUGGGAUGAAGAUGAUUGUUCAAGGUACCUAUUCCAGCUUCCAUAUGAAGCAAAGGAAGAGUACAAGGAAGCCAGGCUUGGGCCCACGGUGGCAAGUCCUAAUGUUGAUAUUGAAACAAUAUAUGUGAACGGGUUUCCUUUCUUGUUCCUUGUUUCUAAGGAGCACAUUAGGGCUGGGGAGGAACUAUUGUAUGACUAUGGGUAUUUGUAUUGGGAAUGUCUGAAGCCACUCAGCGAUGGUUUGGAUGCGGCAGACAUGGCCUUCAUAAACAAAAUCAUGUCUGGGAAUUAG